Pelodiscus sinensis (Chinese soft-shelled turtle) is the source of this 1356-nucleotide messenger RNA. The record is from RefSeq and is a predicted model, not a curated record. Lineage: Eukaryota; Metazoa; Chordata; Testudines; Trionychidae.
AUGGCUGAAGGGGUUGGCCUUCUGGCAUCACGCUUCCUUAAGUUUGUGGAAAAGACUGGUCAUAUAACAGUGGGGGAAGAGGCUGCGUAUGCUCCUCCACCCCCAGGCCAAUCACGACUUGAGGGAAGACAAGCUGCACACAAAGCUUCCUUCACCCUGCCUCUGCCCUGUCCAUUUAAAGUUUUGGCAACUGAAACCAUAAAUAGAAAGGCAUUAGAUGCAGAUAUAUACAAUGCAAUUCCAACUGAAAAGGUGGAUGGAACCUGCUGUUAUGUAACAACAUAUAGAGGGCAGCCAUAUCUCUGGGCCAGGUUGGAUAGAAAACCCAACAAACAAGCUGAGAAAAGGUUUAAAAAAUUCUUGUAUUCAAUGGAAGACUCAAAAGAAUUUAUUUGGAAUAUGGAUGAAGACUUUAAACCUGUCCCAGAAUGCUGGAUUCCAGCUAAGGAAAUCCAGCAAUCCAGUGGGAAUCCUUUACCCGAUGAAAAUGGACACAUUCCAGGUUGGGUGCCAGUGGAGAAAAAUAGCAAACAAUAUUGCUGGCAUUCAUCUGUUGUUAACUAUGAGGCUGAAAUAGCUCUUAUAUUGAAGUGCCAGGCUGAUGAUCCUGGACUCUUGGAGAUCAGUUCUGUGCCAUUAUCAGACCUUUUGGAACAAACACUGGAACUCAUUGGAACUAAUAUUAAUGCAAAUCCAUAUGGCUUAGGAAGUAAGAAGCACCCUAUCCAUCUUCUUGUACCACAUGGAGCAUUUGAAAUAAAGAAUCCGCCUAUACUGAAGCACAGUGAUAUAUUAUCUUGGUUUGAAGGCUGCAGAGAGGGCAAAAUUGAAGGAAUUGUAUGGCAUUGUAACGAUGGACAUUUAAUCAAGCUUCAUCGACAUCAUCUUGGAAUGUGCUGGCCAAUAGAAGAGACACAUCUGAAUUCUCAGCCAGUUGUCAUUGCUGUUAAUAGGACCAAAUAUGACUGUGAAUUUGAACCAAAGUGUUUGUUUAACCAUUUUUCAAAGCUGGAUGGUCAAAGGUUCUGCAGACUCAAAGAUAUAAAGUUUGAUGUUUAAAAAGAAGAAUCAGUCUUGUCACACUUGGCUGCCAUAUGUACUUUUGUACCACCUUCUCCUGCUUUGGCCUACAAUAUAAAUGGAUAUUUUUGCAAAUAACUGUGGCAUAGGUAGCUCUGUAGCUACUGUGUUUGCCAUAAAUAUAAUCAGUAAUAUGAAGCAAAUGAGCAGUCAAGCAAAACCAAAAUGUGUCUAGGUUUCAGCACAUUUCGGUUUUGAAAGCUCCUUAACUGUUGACGCUGUUAGUGCUACGUAUAAGGAGGACAGAGUUUAAUAUUAGCUGCUCCCAGUGGCUAG